GCAAUGAGUUAGCAGCCGUGCUGAAGGCUGGGUUGUUAUUGUGGGACUCAAAGUGGUCUGAUUCUCAGACCCUUAGUGUUCAAGUUCCUUUUGACUUUUGUGGUAGUAAUUUGAUCCCUAAUCGCUGCUCCAGGAAAAUUUGGGCUGAAAGUGGAAGGCAGAAUCUGCAAAGAGGUAAUGCUAUUCGUUACCUUGAAGCAAGACUUUAGAGUGGACGCAGUGAGGAUCCAAACAUGACCAAGGAGGAGCAGCUACCAGACUGGCAUUCGGCCCAGGAAUUUUAUCAGAAUUAUGACCCGAAGGAAAUUCUGGGCAGAGGGGUGAGCAGCGUGGUUCGUCGGUGCAUUCACAAACCCACCAGCCAAGAGUAUGCAGUUAAGAUUAUAGACAUCACAGCUGGUAAUUUAUCCCCAGCGGAGGUCCAGGAGCUGAGGAAAGCCACUAUCAAGGAGAUAGACAUCCUUCGGAAGGUCUCAGGACAUCCCAAUAUCAUUCAGCUGAAGGAUAGUUAUGAAUCCCACACCUUUUUCUUCUUGGUGUUUGACCUAAUGAAGAGAGGAGAGCUCUUUGAUUACCUCACAGAGAAAGUCACCUUAAGUGAGAAGGAAACCAGGAAGAUCAUGCGUGCACUGCUGCAAGUGAUCCAAUACCUCCAUUCCAUGAACAUCGUCCACAGAGACUUGAAGCCGGAGAACAUUCUCCUGGAUGACAACAUGAACAUCAAGCUGAUGGACUUUGGCUUCUCCUGCGAGUUGAAUAGGGAUGAGAAGCUCAAAGAAAUCUGCGGCACUCCUGGUUAUCUAGCACCUGAAAUAUUAGAGUGCUCCAUGGAUAAGAGCCAUCCAGGGUAUGGAAAGGAAGUCGACAUGUGGAGUAGUGGUGUGAUCAUGUACACCCUGCUGGCUGGCUCGCCACCCUUCUGGCACCGGAAGCAGAUGCUCAUGCUGCGGAUGAUCAUGAGCGGGAAUUACCAGUUCAGCUCUCCGGAGUGGGAUGAUCAGUCAGACACAGUCAAAGAUCUGAUUUCCCGGCUCCUGGUGGUGAAUCCUAAGAAGCGCUACACAGUCAACGAUGCGCUGGCCCACCCGUUCUUCCAGCAAUAUGUCGUGGAGGAAGUACGGCACUUCAGCCCUUUAAGGAAACUUAAGGUCAUCUGCCUGACAGUUCUGGCAUCAGUCCGCAUCUAUCAUCACUAUCGGAAUGUCAAACCAAUUACCAGGGAGGUAAUGAUGAGAGACCCCUACGCUCUGAAACCCAUUCGCAAACUGAUCGAUGCCUGUGCCUUUAGAAUCUAUGGACACUGGGUGAAGAAAGGAGAAGCACAGAACAGAGCAGCCCUGUUUGAGAACACGGCAAAGGUGAUUUUGCUGAGCUUAGCCGCGGAGGAAGCGUUAUUUUGAUUUAGCCCUGAGUAAAACUGCUUCAGCACCAUCUUAGCUUAAGUUUGUAAGAGCUAAGGCGAGCAGACGCUCUGAAAAACUAACCGCAGUCUCCUUUAUGUUUUCCCAAUAAAAUCUCAGUAGAGAAUAUUAAAACCCAGGGUGCGCCAAACCCUGACAUCCUUAUUUGGCCUUCAAAAGACGCCACGUGCACAAACCUCUGCAGAGCCCCAUCCAACUUCAAUGAGUUUUGCCUGUGUAAGGCCUCUGUGCUUUGGCCUUGCCAGGCCAAUAUUGAACUUUCAUACAAAAUGACAUUUAAGGGCCUGUUUUUUUUAGAAGUGGCCUCUAAUUUUGCAGCUGUAAUUAACAGUGUGUGUAAAUAUACCCUCAGAUCAGGCAGGUGAACAUCUUAAACGCCAGCAUUUGUGCCCUAAAUUAAUUCCACCGG
Molecule: messenger RNA, 1830 nt
Organism: Trachemys scripta elegans
Lineage: Eukaryota; Metazoa; Chordata; Testudines; Emydidae
Gene: PHKG1
Product: phosphorylase kinase catalytic subunit gamma 1
Exons: 10
Coding region: 234-1400 (388 amino acids)
Biological process (GO): glycogen biosynthetic process; protein phosphorylation
Cellular component (GO): phosphorylase kinase complex
Molecular function (GO): calmodulin binding; phosphorylase kinase activity; ATP binding
Source: RefSeq, a predicted model, not a curated record